Messenger RNA from Colletotrichum destructivum, 2348 nucleotides. RefSeq names its product Putative alpha/beta hydrolase-1. The transcript is spliced from 5 exons. The record is from RefSeq and is a predicted model, not a curated record. NCBI's taxonomy places the organism in Eukaryota, Fungi, Ascomycota, Sordariomycetes, Glomerellales, Glomerellaceae. The coding region runs from base 332 to 2281 and encodes 649 amino acids.
GCUUCUUGCUCACAGAUCACUGCGGCAUCUUCACAUGUGACAUCACUCCCUCCUACUUUCCUUCCACCCACAUCGCUCUCUCCCAUUUAUUUCUCUUCCACGGUCCACCACGUCUACUUAUCUACUUCCAGAUACAUGUAACUUCGCUGACAUAUUUAUUUUGUGCCGACGCCGACGCCGACGCCAUUGCCAAUCCGGAACCCGUAACUUGAGCUGUCGUGAUGAUGGCUUGACGAUUUCCCCCUUCUACGUUCUUAGACAUACCCCGUUCCUGUUGCGCCACCGCUUUUCUUCUUUAGAUUAACUCGUUCCACUUGAACCGAGUACCACGAUGGCCAUCCCUUUCAUCGGCCGACUCAACAUCGUAGAAUAUGUCGCUUUGGUGGGGUCGUUCCUCCUGGUUGGACUCGAGGCGAUUAUCCGCGUCCUGACCUUGGCUCUACCUUCACCGCUCAUCUCGCUCUUCUAUAGAGCUUCUCGUCGUCUGUUUAACCGAUUCUCGACGCCGGCGCAUAAACGUGCGGAGCAGCGUAAGAAUUCCAUCUCAACGUCCGUGAGAGACGCAUCCGACUUUGUGGACCUCUGCCGUCUGUACGGAUAUGAAGCCGAAGAGCAUGUGCUGCAAACCAAAGAUGGUUACCUUCUUGGCCUCCACCGGCUGGCUUGGAAAAAGGGAGAGGAGGGACAGAAGGUCAACAGCGGGCCGGGAAGUUUGAAGAAGAAGGUCUUGUAUCUUCACCAUGGUCUUCUUAUGAACUCAGAAGUCUGGGUCUGCUUGACCGACGAGCGGCGGUGUCUUCCAUUUGUCCUUGCCGAGCAGGGCUAUGACGUUUGGCUUGGCAACAACCGUGGUAACAAGUAUUCAAAGAAGUCGGUACACCACUCGCCCAAGUCGCCCGGCUUCUGGAAUUUCUCCAUCGACGAGUUUGCUUUCCACGACAUCCCAGACAGCAUUGCCUACAUCCUGGAGACGACGGAGCAGGAGAGCUUGUCGUACAUUGGAUUCUCUCAGGGGACUGCGCAGGCCUUCGCUACCCUUGCCAUUCACCCGAAGCUCAACCAGCAAGUCAACGUCUUUAUCGCCUUGGCACCGGCCAUGUCUCCCGCCGGCCUUUCCAAUGGAAUCGUCGACGCCUUGAUCAAGGCUUCGCCCCAGGUCUUAUUCCUCCUCUUCGGCCGCCGAUCCAUUCUCAGUUCAGCCACCAUGUGGCAGUCCAUUCUUUACCCGCCCAUCUUUGUUAGAGUCAUUGACAUGGGCCUUUCCUUUCUGUUCAAUUGGCGGACGAAGAACAUCUCCCUCAGCCAAAAGCUCGCAGCGUAUCCUCACCUCUACUCUUUUACUAGCACGAAGAGUGUGGUCCACUGGUUCCAAAUCAUUCGGAAUAAGUCUUUCCAGAUGUACGACGACGACGUCCACCCGCCUGUCUCGAUUAGUUCCUCGAGCAAGUACACCAAGGUCGCGAAGUACCCCACGCGCAACAUUAAGACGCCCAUAGUUCUCGUGUACGGCGGCAGCGACUCGCUGGUUGACAUUAAGGUCAUGCUCAAGGAACUCCCGUCCCAGACCGUGGCCACCGAGAUCCCUCACUACGAACAUCUUGACUUUCUGUGGGGACGCGAUGUUGACGCCCAGGUCUUCCCUCACGUAUUUGAUGCCCUCGACAGCUUCACGGAUGCUUUGCAUACGAAGGAGGAAUACGACCGGUACCAGCUCGCGAGACAAGAGAGUCUGCUGGGCUCCGGUAACGCGUAUAAGAAGCACGGGUACAAGGGCAGCGAUGUUUCUGUUAGUGAGUCCUCAAACACGGUGGACGAGGGACACAAUGGCAACGGCAACGGCAACGGCAACGGAAACGGUCUCGAGACUCCUGUCUCCCAAAACAAGACUCGAGACCGCCCCUCCGCAAUUCCCUCGCCGUUUGGCACCACCAGGAUGCGGACCCCCUACUCCCAAGUGGUACAGGACGACGAAUCUCCGUCGCCGUCUCCGGAUCGGCCUGAGAGCCGUGCGAACGAGGGAGAAGAGAGGCCAGAUAGCUCACUGGAUACUCGCGAGUCACCCACGGCCAAGCUCAAGGGCAUCGGCGUCCGGCGCGGAAGUGGAGGAAGCCACCUGAGCCUGGAUAGCAUGCGCGAGGGUCGAGGAAUAAGCCUUGGCACGAGCAAGGCUCUGGGAGGCGUGGUAACCAAGAGUGCGAUCGAUGCCAAGGGGUUGGGCAAUACAGGCGUGGAUGAGAACAAGAGUGCGAAGAAGAAGAAGCGGGUGACGGUCGCGCCAUAGAAGUCGGCUCGAAGGUGUAAGAUCUUAUGUGAAGCUAAAUGCCUGAACAACACGUCUUGAAAUUCCU